Messenger RNA from Heterobasidion irregulare TC 32-1, 834 nucleotides. RefSeq lists its product as uncharacterized. The transcript has 6 exons. Lineage: Eukaryota; Fungi; Basidiomycota; Agaricomycetes; Russulales; Bondarzewiaceae. The record is from RefSeq and is a predicted model, not a curated record. The coding region runs from base 1 to 834 and encodes 277 amino acids.
AUGGCCGACACUGUUGUCCUUCCCCCUGCGCUCCCUCUAACGGGCCCCAUCCACUCACUCGCCGAAGAAGAAGUAUUGGACGCGCUCGACCCACUUCGCCAUCUUCGCGAAAGUGCAGCACCCGAUGUGGGCGCUGACUCAGGAUCCACUUUGCUUCCCGCACAGCCGCGUUCAGUCCUGGACGAGAUCAUCCAGCUCGCCUUCCCCCUCCCUCCUGACUCGAAUGUAGAAGAGCAUGUAGGAGGUCUCCAAAACUCAAUCGCCAUACAACUCGUGGUAGACGCCAGCCCCGGCUGCGGUGGUGUUGCGUGGCCCGCCGGCGAGGUGCUCGCGCGGUACAUUGCCCGACGCGGCCUUGGCUCCCUCGCAGGCAGAAACGUGCUCGAGCUGGGGAGUGGUACUGGGCUUGUCGGUCUCGUCGCUGCUCACUUAGGCGCGCGUGUGUGGAUAACCGAUCAAGCGCCUCUGUACCCGAUAAUGGAACGCAACAUCGCCUUCAAUGACCUCGCGCGUUCUGUGACCCCUGCCGUGCUUGCAUGGGGCGAACCCAUACCAUCAUCCAUACCACCUCCGAGCAUUAUUCUGGCAGCUGAUUGCGUAUACUUCGAGCCUGCAUUCUCGCUCCUCGUACAGACCCUUGCGGAUUUGACUCCAACGAGCGACGGUCCAGAUCCAGAGAUCCUAUUCUGUUAUAAGAAGCGAAGGAAGGCAGAUAAGCGAUUUUUCGCACUGCUCAAGAAGAAGUUCACCUGGACGGACAUCGACGAUGACCCCGAACACGCCCUGUACUCGAAAGAAGCCAUUUCCCUAUUGAGACUGCACCCAAAGCGGUAG